Molecule: messenger RNA, 2246 nt
Organism: Acomys russatus (golden spiny mouse)
Lineage: Eukaryota; Metazoa; Chordata; Mammalia; Rodentia; Muridae
Gene: Mylk2
Product: myosin light chain kinase 2
Exons: 13
Coding region: 311-2152 (613 amino acids)
Biological process (GO): positive regulation of apoptotic process; intracellular signal transduction; protein phosphorylation
Cellular component (GO): cytoplasm; nucleus
Molecular function (GO): ATP binding; myosin light chain kinase activity
Source: RefSeq, a predicted model, not a curated record
GGCUCCAACGCCAUUCUACCCCCAUGUCAGGCCGUGGGAAGAAUGCUGUGUCCUCUGAACGGGGGCCAAGAGCGACAGGUGGUGGCAACCCGCACUGCAUGGCCCCUGGUGUCAAAGAGCCUCCUCUCAGUCCCCGCCUCCACUGCCCACGCCCCUGCCUCCGCCUCUACCCACCGGGCCCAAUCCCUUACAACCACCCCAGGAUUGCUCCUGAGAAGCUGCGGAAGGCAGCCGGGUCACCAGGUUGCCCCUCUCUAUCCAGCUAGAAAGACUUGGGUUAGACACGCAGGAGCACACGCCUACCUACCUCAUGGCUGCAGAAAACAAAGCAGUUGAGCUGGGAAGCCAGAGCUUGUCAACAGAACAGACAACUAAAGGUGCUGCAGGUGGUGGACCUCCAGCUUCAGAGGAAGACCCCAACCCCCCAGUCACAAAGAGAGACCCGGGCCCCCCUAACGCGAAGAAAGACGGUGGUGCCCCGGACCCAAAGAAAGAUCCAGACCCACCCUCCCUGAAGAAAGAUGGCGAAGCCCCUGCCCCAGAAAAGAAGGGUGACUCGGCCCCGGCUUCAGCCAGCAGCCGGGGCCCUUCAGGAGAGGAGGACAGGGGUGGGGGGCCUGCUGAAGGUAGUGUGGGGCCCCCGGCAGCCCUGCCCCAGCCCACUGCCACAGCUGCGGCCAGCGGUCAGAAGCUGGAUGCCAAGCAAGCACCCUCAGGCAACCAGGGACCCGGAGAACCCAAGGCGAGCAAGAAGGCAGCAGAAUGCCGUGAAGCAGGAAGAAGGGGUUCACCUGCCUUUCUUCACAGCCCUAGCUGUCCUGCCAUCAUCUCAUGCUCUGAGAAGAUACCGGCUGUGAAGCCCCUAAGUGAGACAACAGAACUCACCUUUUCAGGGGUGUCUGUGACCCCUGACCCCCGAGAUCCUGGGCCAGCCAAGGCAGAAGGAGGGACGAACGCCCUGGCAGAGAGCCAGAAGGAAGAAGCAGAGAAAGGCCCAGGCCAGGCUGGGCAGGCUAAGGUGCAAGGGGACACCUCCCAGAGGAUCGAGUUCCAGGCUGCUCCCUCAGAGAGAGCGGAGGUGGGGCAGGCCCUCUGUCUCACUGCCAGAGAAGAAGACUGCUUCCAAAUUCUGGAUGAUUGUCCGCCACCCCCAGCUCCCUUCCCACACAGGAUCGUGGAGCUGAGGACCGGAAAUGUCAACAGUGAAUUCAGCAUGAACUCAAAGGAAGCUCUGGGCGGUGGUAAAUUUGGAGCUGUGUGCACCUGCACAGAGAAAGCCACAGGCCUCAAACUGGCAGCCAAGGUCAUCAAGAAACAGACUCCCAAGGACAAGGAAAUGGUGAUGCUGGAGAUCGAAGUCAUGAACCAGCUGAACCACCGCAACCUCAUCCAGCUGUACUCGGCCAUUGAGACCUCGCAUGAGAUCAUCUUGUUCAUGGAGUACAUCGAGGGUGGUGAGCUCUUUGAGCGGAUCGUGGAUGAAGACUACCAUCUGACAGAGGUGGAUACCAUGGUGUUCGUCAGGCAGAUCUGCGACGGGAUCCUCUUCAUGCACAAGAUGAGGGUUCUGCACCUGGACCUCAAGCCAGAGAACAUCCUGUGUGUGAACACCACGGGCCACUUGGUGAAGAUUAUUGACUUUGGCCUGGCACGGAGGUAUAACCCCAAUGAGAAGCUGAAGGUGAAUUUUGGGACCCCGGAGUUUCUGUCACCCGAGGUGGUGAAUUAUGACCAGAUCUCUGACAAGACUGACAUGUGGAGCCUGGGGGUGAUCACCUACAUGCUACUGAGUGGCCUCUCUCCCUUCCUCGGAGAUAAUGACACGGAGACCCUAAACAACGUCCUGUCUGCCAACUGGUACUUUGAUGAAGAGACCUUUGAAGCUGUGUCGGAUGAGGCCAAAGACUUUGUUUCCAAUCUCAUCACCAAGGACCAGAGCGCCCGAAUGAGUGCUGAGCAGUGCCUCGCCCACCCCUGGCUCAACAAUCUGGCAGAGAAAGCCAAACGCUGCAACCGCCGUCUCAAGUCCCAGAUCCUGCUUAAGAAAUACCUCAUGAAGAGACGCUGGAAGAAAAACUUCAUUGCCGUCAGCGCAGCCAAUCGCUUCAAGAAGAUCAGUAGCUCGGGGGCAUUGAUGGCUCUGGGGGUCUGAUCCCCAGGAGCAGUAAGCCUGGAUGCAGCUGCACAGUGGUCAAGGCUGAAGCCACACAGCUCAGAAGGCCAGAGAGAGAGAGAGAAAGAGAGAG